Molecule: messenger RNA, 579 nt
Organism: Paramecium tetraurelia
Lineage: Eukaryota; Ciliophora; Oligohymenophorea; Peniculida; Parameciidae
Exons: 2
Biological process (GO): intracellular protein transport; Golgi to plasma membrane protein transport; protein localization to organelle
Cellular component (GO): Golgi apparatus
Molecular function (GO): GTP binding
Source: RefSeq, a predicted model, not a curated record
AUGUAUUUUAUAAUAGCCUUAUUUGUAAUAAUCUUUGCAGCUGCAUUUUGGAUUGUUUCAAAAAACAAAUCUAGAGGUUAAACUAUUAAUGCUGAUAAUUCAGUAAUAUUUAUUGUAGGAGAUAAAAAUGCAGGAAAAACUUCAUUAUUAUAUUGCCUAUCAAAUUAAAAUUCCUCAAUUCAAACUACUAAUUCAAUUGAACCAAAUUAAACAGAAUUAAUCAAACAAAAUAAUUAAAGUGUAAUUGUAGUAGAUGUACCAGGAAAUAUUUAUCAAAAAGAAUAGUUUUUAAAUAAAAUAUAAGAAGCAAAUAAAAUAAUAUUAGUUAAAGACUCAUCGGAAACCUCAUAAAUAGGAGCAACAGGAGUCAUCUUAUAUAAUAUAUUAAUUUCUAUUCCAUUUUAGAAAUCAAGAAUCCCAAUUUUGAUAGUUUUGAAUAAAUAGGAUAAAGAAAAAGCAUAUAAGGCUCCUGAUUUCGAGAUGUUUUUAUCAAGGGAAAUGUAAAUAUGCAUUAUGCAAUUUUUAAAAGGAAAUAAUACUAAAAAGUUCGAUAACAGAUGGAAAACGGAUGCAUAUUGA